AUGGCAGAUCCAUUAUAUGAACUUCUCAUUCCAUAUUUCGAUAAACUCUCUCCACGACCUGCACCACCGUCGGUGGAUCCCACAACUGCCACCUAUCUGGAUCGACUCUCUACCCUCCCCCUCUCCUCAUUAAGUACUUCCGAGCCUCAAUCGCUGUCUCAAAUAUCCCACUCUCUUCUCCUGUCUCUACAGGCACUAUCCAAACGUUCUCAUAAAUCCGUCAUCGCAUCUUCCGACCAUUUAUCGACGCUCACUACUACCCUUCCGACCCUAGCGAUAGCCACCGCAGACUUGCGAGAUGCUCUUCCCAAAUUGGAUGAUGCAGCUAUUUAUUUCAGCGAAAACUAUAACAAUAGAAUUGAAAAUGCUGUCCUCGAUCGACGGCGUAAAGCUCUUCUACUAUCGCGAAACGUAGACAGGCUCGCAGAUAUUCUCGACUUACCUACUCUACUUUCUACCGCGAUAUCUUCUUCGAACACCAGUACUACCAAUAAUACCGGCAGAGAAAAUAAUACCUUGAAUUAUGCCUCCGCGUUAGAUCUUAAUGCGCAUAUAAGACGACUGCACGCAUUAUACCCUGGGUCACCCCUCAUAACGAGUGUUUCCUCACAAGCGGAGAAUAAAAUGCAGUCUAUGGCCACAAAUCUCAUAUACUCCUUGCGGCAACCCUCUCUGAAACUUGCAGCUGCCAUGCGUACCAUUUCCUGGCUACGGCGUGUUGCUCCCGAGCUCGAUCCUUCUACUUCCACAUCUACAUCCAGCUCCGCACAAACCCGAGAAGGGACAUUAGGCUCAUUAUUCCUCGUUUGUCGCCUUGCUAGUCUUACAACUAUGCUCCAUGCGCUCAGUCCUUUGCGGGAUCUCGCUGAUCAGGAAUCACUACGGCUAAUAUCAUCAUCUGGGAAGACAGGAGGGAACAAAUUCGAAGCAGGGCAGCAAACGGAGAAGUAUCUAAAACGCUAUAUCGAGAUAUUCCGGGAACAGAGUUUCGCGAUUAUUUCCAUGUUCCGCUCUAUCUUCCCACCGUCAACAGCCCCGGUCACAAUAGAAGGGUUUAAAAGCAGUACGAAGGGAAAGGAAGAUAAUGAUUUACUGGGGCCAUUACCAAGUGCCCUGACUACCUUUCCUCUUCAAUUACUGGGUAUGUUGGAGGAGACCCUGAAAACAUACCUACCCAAUGUGAGAGAUAAGAGCGGUAGAGAUAGUUUGCUCACUCAAGUUCUUUACUGUGCCAGUAGUUUGGGACGGCUAGGAGGGGACUUCAGCCUCGUGCUUGCGGGUAUGGGAAGCAGGGCCGGCGAGGGAGAAGAAUUGGCCGAGGAGAAAUCCGACGAAGAUAAUGAGGAAUGGGCAGAAGUUAUUAAGAAGCAUAGAGUUUUGGCGGGCAAGCUGGAAUCUAUGGUGGGUUCUAGAGGGGAAUGA
This is a messenger RNA of Sclerotinia borealis F-4128, 1422 nucleotides long. The record is from the annotation of a GenBank genome assembly. NCBI's taxonomy places the organism in Eukaryota, Fungi, Ascomycota, Leotiomycetes, Helotiales, Sclerotiniaceae.